AUGGCCAAAAAGCAAGCUGCUGGGGAGAAUAGCAGAAAGGCCGCAGGGAACGCCAAGAAGGCUGAAGUCGCUGCAGCGAAAGCGGCAGUUGAAAACAAUAAAAAGGCUCAAGCAGAGGCCGAGGAAUGGAAUAAGGGAGCAAAGAGCAAUUCAAAGGCUGAAGCUGCAGCUGCCAAAAAAGCAGAAGCAGAUCGGAAAAAAGCAGAAAAGGAUGCUUUGUUGAAGGCUGAGGAAGCUGAUACGCCUUCUGGCCCUAAGAAUUCGAAGAAAGCCGAAAAGAAGCCUGCCGUUAAAAGAGGUCUCGACCUAUCACAACUUGAUGACUCUCCUACUAGUGCUAGCCCAAAAUCUGCUUUGAAUGCUUCUGGUAUCGAUAACGCGUUGGAUGCAUUGGCAUUGACAUCGAAUACGAAAGAAAAGGUUGACAGACAUCCAGAAAGGAGGUUUAAGGCUGCUUACGCGGAAUUUGAGGAGAGGAGAUUGGCUGAAAUGGAUAAUGAUGGUAGCGGAGCGGGAUUAAGGAAGAACCAAAGGCAAGAGAGGAUCAGGAAAGAGUUUGAGAAGAGUCCUUUGAAUCCUUUUAACCAGGUCACCGGAAACUAUGAUUCUACAAAGGACGAGUUGGAGGAGAUUAGGCAGGGUGUGAAAGCCAAUGUCGAGGCAAGGCUAGCAGGCAACUAG
Messenger RNA from Sclerotinia sclerotiorum 1980 UF-70, 681 nucleotides. RefSeq lists its product as hypothetical. Gene Ontology annotation, cellular component: nucleus. The record is from RefSeq and is a predicted model, not a curated record. Gene Ontology annotation, biological process: transcription by RNA polymerase II. Bases 1 to 681 code for a protein of 226 amino acids. NCBI's taxonomy places the organism in Eukaryota, Fungi, Ascomycota, Leotiomycetes, Helotiales, Sclerotiniaceae. The transcript has 2 exons. Gene Ontology annotation, molecular function: transcription coactivator activity.